Endocarpon pusillum Z07020 is the source of this 1041-nucleotide messenger RNA. RefSeq lists its product as uncharacterized. The record is from RefSeq and is a predicted model, not a curated record. The coding region runs from base 1 to 1041 and encodes 346 amino acids. The transcript has a single exon. Lineage: Eukaryota; Fungi; Ascomycota; Eurotiomycetes; Verrucariales; Verrucariaceae.
AUGACAUCGUCCACGCUCGAAUCUUUUCCGAAUGAAGUCCUCUACCGCAUCAUAAUAUUUGUCGAAUACUCGCCGCAGAAUCUCCAAGCCCUAACAUUGACUUGUCGUCGUAUCCGCAGUUUUAUGGUAGCACGGGCAGGCCACGGCAAUCUCCUCGAAGACAUAGCUAUGAUGCAGUACCCUCAUGCCUUCCAGGUUCUCCAUUACCCGAACGUCCCAUUCUCCAGCCACGCCAAUAUCACUUUCUUCUCUCAGCUGAAUCGGCUUAAACGAUCGACAAUGCUGGUCGACGGGGAGGUUGAAUUGAUGCGAGAGAUUCGACAGGACUUGAUCGAGCAAAAACCCCAACUUGUGAAGUAUCUGGCCACCAAAGGCUGGGACCACAAUCUCCGAAGCGCUCUGCAUCUGGCAAUGUUUCCAUCCUGGUUCGGUGGCCCGCCGUCUACCAGAAUGCCUCUCUACUCGGGGUUUGCAACAUUCAUGCAGUCAAUUCCUGCACAUUACGUUUUGGCUUACCGUCACGCGUCGUUCAUGAUUGCCGAAGCAUGCACCUUGGUAGAUGCCAAGGGUAUUCAGCAGGAGUAUUGCAGAGAGUAUGGCUACCAUCGCCACCGUAGCAUCAUCUCAGAAGUAAACAUGCGGAAGGAAGUAGAGCAGUACCCCUCCAGCGCGAUUGCGAGUUGCCAUGAGCACUGGACUCAACAGAAGGGGCGUCAUCCGACGCCGGAGAAGCCUCCAAGCGGGAAUUGCUAUGGUUAUCAAGAUGGGGGAUUCGACCGCUUACAAGUCGCUAAAACGAGUAGCAAGCUCCUCGACGAGAAAAUUCAAUUCAUCCUCAGCAACUGGGAUCGAUAUACUGUUGAAGAUCCGGCCAUGAUGGAUGACUUGCAACAACCCGGAUGCUCUUCCUCAGAUACCAGCGCAGUCCGAGACCUCGUGGAGAGUUUUGCGGGUCUCGAUUCAACUAUUGCCCCUCAACCAGACGACUCCCUUAUCGACCCACAAUGUUGGGCAGACGACCCUCCUAGCAUACAUUUCUAG